Pyricularia grisea is the source of this 1392-nucleotide messenger RNA. RefSeq lists its product as uncharacterized. The record is from RefSeq and is a predicted model, not a curated record. The transcript has a single exon. Bases 1 to 1392 code for a protein of 463 amino acids. Lineage: Eukaryota; Fungi; Ascomycota; Sordariomycetes; Magnaporthales; Pyriculariaceae. Gene Ontology annotation, molecular function: DNA binding.
AUGAUGGAAACAUAUCACGGCUUCGUCAGGACGCCUGCCGAUGCCAUAAAGCUGUUUGAGGCCUGCAGAGUAGGUCUUCUGCCUCGGGUUCAACGGAGACUCUCAGAAAAGGAACGUCAGUCAAUACGCUCCGGAUCAGUCUUUGUGUGGGACGAGAGGGAAGCUGGCAUGAGGAGGUGGACAGAUGGAAAAUCAUGGAGUGCCAGCAGAGUAUCAGGAAGCUUCCUCACAUACCGCGAGAUGGAGGGCAAGAGGGGAGGUGGCUUUGGUAACGCGAGGAGAGGCGCCGGCAAGACUCCCGAUUCGGGCCGCGGUAGCGACGGGUCCCAAGACGAGACAGAGCCAGAUGGCUACAGAUACAAGGCGGACGGUCUCAUGAAGCAGUCUUUCAGCAUCACAACCUCGACAGGCCAACACUUGCACUUGAUUUCAUACUACUCGAGGCCCAUGGCUGGCCAACCAGAGCUCACUGUACCGACAGCCGAUCCCAACUUGCGCCAAAUUUACCCCGAAAAGGGUCUCUACCCAGAAUCGAGCAUGAGCGAGGCACAGGUGCCACCCAUGACAAGAGCACCGAUGCAACAGGCACCGUACAUGGCUGGUCCUCCUCACCACCUGCACCCGGGCUCGCACACGUAUCCGCCACACUACGUACAGCAUGCUUACCCUCACUGGCCAGCAUCGCCCGCAACACCGCCAUACACUCACUACACAGUUGCGCCCCCAGCGUACGCGCCGCCUCACCACGCUCAUAUGCACCCGCACGCACCGCCGCCGGGCCACUACCCUUACGCAUCACCACCGCCUCCUCAGGCUACGCCUCAAUUUGACCGGACGCUUCCUCCGCCUGUCUCGACGGCUUCUCAGUCUAGGACGCCACCUUUGGGUCCUCUGAUGCCCGCAUAUGCUGCCCAUAGAUCCCCUCGCUUACCGCAACCGCGCACUGGGACAGACUCGCAGUUGCACCCUCACCACAUUGCCGACCCAAGACACGGUGCUGCAGGCGCCAGGACGCUCCCAGGCCCCUUACCAGCUCUUCCUCCGACCAAUACGCCACCAACCAGGCACGCCUCGGUUUCGCCGCCAAGGUCUUCGCAUUCUGACAGCGCUCCUGCACCCGCUCCAAGUGGCAACAAGGCCAGUCUUUCCGCACUACUUCACCCUACAACAGAUGUUCCCAGGAGCACAACCGAUGGUGGCGCCAGCGCCUCCAACUCCCCUCGACUCAUUGGGCGGGAACACACCCCCAGCACUUCGGCCUAUGCUAUGGCAGCGGCAGCCUUGGCUGCAGGGGCUCAAAAGCAAACCCUACCUUCACUCAAGCAAUUCAACGAAGAUGUGCGGGCUUUGGGAGCCUUGGAUAAGAAGUUUAUGCAGACCACAUCCUCGUAG